Molecule: messenger RNA, 2322 nt
Organism: Gavia stellata (red-throated loon)
Lineage: Eukaryota; Metazoa; Chordata; Aves; Gaviiformes; Gaviidae
Gene: CDT1
Product: chromatin licensing and DNA replication factor 1
Exons: 10
Coding region: 1-1890 (629 amino acids)
Biological process (GO): regulation of DNA-templated DNA replication initiation; mitotic cell cycle; DNA replication preinitiation complex assembly
Cellular component (GO): nucleus
Molecular function (GO): DNA binding; DNA polymerase binding
Source: RefSeq, a predicted model, not a curated record
AUGGCCCAGCUCCGCCUCACCGACUUCUUCGGCCGCACGAAGGCGGCCACCGGAGCCCCGGCCAAGCGCGGCGGCGGCCGCCGGCUGAAGGCGGCCCUUGCCGGUCCCCCGGUGCCCCGGGAGGCGGAGGAGGACGGUGCCCCGGCGGGACUCAGCGCCCACCCGCCGCCGCUGCCCGGCUCGCCGCGCACCCCGGCCCGCGGUGGCUCCCCGGCGGUGCGGGGGCUGGCGGGCAGGAAGCGGAGCCGCCGUGAGAUGGAAGCGGAGCCGCCGGCCGGGGCCCGGCCCGGGGAGCCGAACGGGAAGUCGGCGCGGAAGAGGCUGGAGCUGCACCGGGAUGCGGAGCCGGGGCCGCCGGCCGCGGCCACCAGCCCCUCGCCUCUGGCCACUGCUCGGCCCCCGACACCGCCCUCGCUGGACCUGGCAGCGGACCCCCCAGCCAGCACCACCCGCUCCCCCGGCCGGGGGCAGGAUGGGGGGACGCAGCCCAGCACAGCCCCCCCAGGGACAACCAGGCGCUUGCAGCGGGAGGACCUGGCCGGGCUGCGGUGCCGGUUGCAGAGGGUGAAGGCGCUGGCCCAACUGGCCCAGUUGCCACCAGUCCCCGCCGGGGCCAGCCCUGACCUGCGGAGCCGCUUGGAGCAAGUGCGGCAACUGGAGCUGAGGAUCCGUGAGAAGAAAGCGGGAAGCGGAGCCACGCCAGGAGCGCAGCCAUCCGGGGACACCAAGGCGUCAGCUCCUGCGGCAGAGGCCGGCGAGAAGGCCCCCGCGUACCAGCGGUUCCACACCCUCGCACAGGACCUGCCCCCGGGGCUGACGCUGCCCUACAAGUUCAAGGUGCUGGCGGAGAUGUUCCGCAGCGUGGACACCAUCGCCGGGAUGCUCUUCAACCGCGCCGAGACCAUCACCUUCGCGAAGGUCAAGCAGGGGGUGCAGGACUUGAUGCGCAAGCAGUUUGAGGAGCGGCACGUGGGGCAGAUCAAGGCGGUAUACCCCACUUCGUACAGGCUGCGCCAGGAGAAGAACAUCCCCACCUUUGGCAAUGGCGUGAAGAAAUCUGACUACCAGCUCACGCUGGAGCCGGUGCUGGGGGAAGAGGAGAAAGUGGACGGCCGCCCGCACUUGUCGGCGUCGCGCUUGCUGGAGCGCAGGAAGGAGUUCAACCGCAACCUGGUGAACAUCGUCAAGCAGCACCACAAGGCGUUCCUGGCCGCCCUCAGCCCUCCCAUGGUGGUGCCGGAGGAGAAGCUGACCCGCUGGCAUCCCCGCUUCAACGUGGACGAGGUGCCGGACAUCAGCCCGGCGGAGCUGCCGCAGCCGCCCCAGGAGGACAGGCUCACCACGGCCCAGGAGGUGCUGAGCACGGCUCGGGGGAUGCUGACCCCCAAGAUGGAAAAAGCUCUUGCCAACCUGGCCUUAAGAACCGCUGAAGCCGGUGCGGGGGAACCGGUGGUUUCCAAAGCACCGUCCCCUGCCAGCACCUCCAGUGCUCUGAAGGGGGUGUCCCAGGCCCUGCUCGAGAGGAUCCGGGCAAAGGAGGCGCAGAAGCUGCAGGCGCUGAUGACGCGGGACCCGCGGCAGGAGGAGCGGCUCGCCAUGCUGGGGCGGCUGCCGGCCAUGGCCCGUAUCCUGCGCAACGUCUUCGUGGCCGAGAAGAAGCAGGCGCUGACCAUGGAGGUGGCUUGUGCCCGCAUGGCCGACAGCUACGACGUGCAGAUGCCUCCCGGCGAGAUGGAGAAGCACUUGCGCCUCUUCGCAGAGCUGCUGCCCGACUGGGUGGGGAUCCACGCCAUCAGGACGGACACCUACAUCAAACUGGACAAAGGGAAGGACCUCAGCCUCGUCGUGGAGAGGCUCACCAAGGCGGCAAAGGAGGCAGAAGCCCUCUGAGCCCCUCAAGGGUCGAGGCUUCCCCCCUGCAAUCUCCUCUAAAUGUAGCAAAUCCCGACUGUGCCCCGGGAUCUGAUGUGGGCUGAUGGGAAGCUCAUCCUCAGGGAUGUUUGAGGAAGAGCAAAACGCCUUAAAUUAACCGAUUCCUCUGCCAGGGUGUGUGAGGACCGUAGCUCCCCUAACCCUGGAGCUGAAAGCGGGCAGUCCUGCGUCCUGGGGUGACGAUGCAAGCGGUGGAGGGGAGCGAGUAACCUCUUCUUGGCUUUGAUGUGUUCUCCUGACAGUUUGAUGCAGGAGGUUUCUUCCUUUAACCGGGCCCUGGUGGGGUGGAGGCAGGACUGGGCAGGGUGAGAGGAUGACAGGCACGAAGGAGUGAGAGAAGAAGUGCAAAUCGAUGUUUUUUGGAGCUCUGGGCCUCGUUCUGUUUUUAAG